GGCUCUGAUGCCCUUUGCGGAGGUUGUGGUGCAUUUCUCCGAAGAGGAGUGGGCUCUGCUGGAUCCAGACCAAAAGGCCCUGCACAGGGAAGUCAUGGAGGAGACCUGGGGGAUCAUGGCCUCUUUAGCAGGUACUGUGCCGGAGAGUGAAAACAAAGAGGAACCACAUGCAAUACCCGGAGGAGCCCUGCAUGAGAAGCCGGCUGUUAGUUCACCCCAGAGGAUUUGCUUAGGCACAAAAUCGUAUAUAUGCCCAGUGUGUGGGGAAAGCUGCACUCAUCGCUCUGGCCUUACUAAACAUCUAAGAAUCCACACAGGGGGAAAACCAUAUGAAUGCUUGGAAUGUGGACGAGCAUUUAAGGACAGGUCCCACCUUAUUAGACACAGAAUGACCCACACAGCUGAGAAACCAUAUGAAUGCCCAGUGUGUGCCCAAAGAUUCAGCCGCAGGGGAAGCCUUAUGGUCCAUCAAAGUAUUCACACAGGGGAAAGACCGUUUGGAUGCCCGGACUGUGGGCAAAGGUUCCGACUCAGGAAAAGCCAUAUUAGCCAUCAAAGAAUCCACAGAGGGGAGAAACUGUACAAAUGUGUCGUGUGUGGUAAAAGUUUCAGACACAAUGAAAGCCUUCCUAGACACAAAAGAAUCCACCGAGUAGAGAAUGAACACUCGUCCUGCCAGAGAACGAUCCCGAUGGAACAUCAAAGAACAUAUUGGGAGAAGCGGACUUCUAAAUGCUCACACUGUCACGAGAGCUUUACUGAUCUGUUGGGCUUGGAGGAACAUGAGAGAACACACAGUGGAGAAGGCGCCUCAUAACUGCUGCUUGUUUGGAAAGAAGUUUGUUUGCAGCACGUCACCCAAUUUUACAUCAAGAAAUCCUGGAGAAUGCAAGAUUACUAUCUGAGCACCACAGUGCAGUUAGGAAAUCAGACGAUGCCUGCUCUGAGUAUCUUGCUUUUCUGUACGUUGGAAAGCAUUUGCACGGCCCUGGGCCCUUUUUAAUUAGUUGCCAUCUGCAUGGAACUGCCAGCAUAGAUUCUUUUAUGGAAACACGGAGAGCAGCCUGAUACACGAAGCUUGCUUUUUGCUAUGGACAGAUACACUGCAGCCAAUGGUUGACAUGCAGAAUAUUACACCAACACACAUGUUAAACAGGAGGAGAGUUUUCUGGCCACCUGCUUUCCUGGGGAUAGCUUUCUGUAGCUUGUGAAAGCACAUCCCUGAGGGCCGUGUGACCCAUGGGGACGUGUGUUUGGGACACAGAGGCAGCUUCUGAGGGAAGGAGAGAGUGACGCAGAAACAUCACUUAGCCUGGGAAUGUGUGCAUACAGUGAUGAUAUUGAUUGAUUGAUUGAUUGAUUUGAUUUCUAUACUGCCCUUCCAAAAAUGGCUCAGGGUGGUUUACACAGAGAAAUAAUAAAUAAAUAAGAUGGCUCCCUGUCCCCAAAGGGCUCACAAUCUAAAAAGAAACAAGAUAGACACCAACAACUGGAGGUACUGUGCUGUGGGUGGAUAGGGCCAGUUGAUGUGCACACAGUGCCUGAGUCUGGGUGCCAGCUAAUAUUUUUGGAGCAAAGGCCAUUUGCGUAACAAGGAAACUGAUCAAUGCUCAGAUUGUAGCAAAGUAUUCUGUGAUAAUUAGGCUGGAUUAACAGGGAAACUGCUCAGGGUGCUGUAAAGGAAACCUGAAUCCACAGGGGAAAGAGGCUGAGAAGGAAGGGGAAUGUAUCAAAGUCUUCUGUUGUUCCAACAGAAAUGUACAUUUAUUUAUUUAUUUAUUUAUUUAUUUAUUUAUUUAUUUAUUUAUUUAUUUAUUGUUGCAUUUCUAUACUACGUUUUGUUAAAAGACAACCCCAAGGUAGUUUACAAAAGUUAAAAACAUAAAAUAAAAAGACAAUAAAAAACAUCAAGCUAAAAAUAUAAAAACAUAAAAACCAGGCAUAAAAACAAUACAAGUAAAAACACACAGAAGCAGCAGUAAAACGAUUAUGUAAAAGCCUGGGUAAAAAGACAAGUUUUAACAAGCUUUCUAAAAGCCGUGAUGGAGUCUGAGGAGCGGAUGGCCACUGGGGGAGCAUUUCAGAGUCUGGGAGCAGCAACAGAGAAGGCCUUGUCCCGAGUGCACGACAGCUGGGCCUCUCUCAUUGUCGGCACCCGGAGCAGGGCCCCCUCAGAUAUCCUCGUCAAGCGGGCAGCAACCUUCGGGAGCAGGCGGUCCCUCAAAUACCCCGGGCCCUAACCAUUAAGGCUUUAAAGGUCAAAACCAGCACCUUGAAUUGGACCCAGAAACGAACCGGUAGCCAGUGCAACUCUUUCAGAAUGGGGGUGAUGUGCUCCCAACAGGCAGCUCCAGAUAGCACCUCGCUGCCGCGUUUUGCACUAGCUGCAGUUUCCGGAUAUUCUUCAAGGGCAGCCCCACGUAGAGUGCGUUACAGUAAUCCAGCCGCGAUGUGACUAAGGCGUGGCUAACUGUGGCCAGAUCUGCCUUCUCGAGAAAGGGACGCAGCUGGUGCACUAACCGAAGCCGUGCAAAGGCACCCCUGGCCACCACCUCCACCUGAGCUUCCAAAAGCAGAGCCAGGUCCAGUAGCUGCGUACUUGUUCCUUCAAGGGGAGUGCAACCCCAUCCAGAACCGGUAAAAUCUCCUCAUCCCAAUUGGCUCUCCUACUGACCAACAGUACCUCCAUCUUAUCCGGAUUCAAUUUCAGUUUGU
This is a messenger RNA of Hemicordylus capensis (graceful crag lizard), 2715 nucleotides long. RefSeq names its product gastrula zinc finger protein XlCGF67.1-like. The transcript is spliced from 2 exons. The record is from RefSeq and is a predicted model, not a curated record. NCBI's taxonomy places the organism in Eukaryota, Metazoa, Chordata, Lepidosauria, Squamata, Cordylidae. Gene Ontology annotation, biological process: negative regulation of transcription by RNA polymerase II. Gene Ontology annotation, molecular function: DNA-binding transcription repressor activity, RNA polymerase II-specific. Bases 8 to 817 code for a protein of 269 amino acids.